CCAAAACAUGCAAGAGUUAAGAGGGUAACCAAAAUCAGUUAUGGGUUAUAUACUCUUGUCCCUCCUCCUUGUAAUAGCUCAAUCAAGAACAACCACAACACAUGGCAGUGAAGAAGCUUCAACACAUAGUAGUUAUAGCAGUGACUCUCUGAAUCGCACCAGUUUUCCACCCAGUUUUACCUUUGGCACAGCCUCUUCUGCGUAUCAGUACGAAGGUGCAGCAAAUGAAGGUGGUAGAGGUCCUAGCAUAUGGGAUACCUUCACGCAUAGAUAUCCAGGUAAAAUACAAGAUGGUAGUAAUGGAGAUGUGGCUAUUGAUUCUUAUCAUCGUUACAAGGGAGAUGUAAAGAUCAUGAAAGAAAUGGGUCUAGAUGCUUACAGAUUCUCUAUCUCAUGGUCCAGAGUAUUACCACGUGGAAAGCUAAGUGGUGGAGUGAACAAGGAAGGAAUCAAAUAUUACAACAACCUUAUAGAUGAGCUCUUGGGAAAAGGUAUAAAGCCUUUUGUGACCCUUUUCCAUUGGGAUCUUCCCCAAGCAUUGGAAGAUGAGUAUGGGGGUUUCUUAAGUCCAAAAAUUGUGGAUGAUUUCAAAGGCUUUGCAGAACUUUGCUUCAAAGAAUUUGGUGAUAGGGUGAAGCACUGGAUCACCUUGAAUGAGCCGUGGUCAUAUAGCAUGAGUGGGUACGCAGUUGGUAGCUCUGCACCAGGUCGAUGCUCUUCAUGGCUACAAUUAAAUUGUACUGGUGGGGAUUCAAGCACUGAGCCAUAUAUUGUAUCACACCACGAACUUCUCGCUCAUGCAACUGCAGUAAAUUUGUACAAGCGAAAGUAUCAGACAUCACAAAAAGGAAAGAUUGGAAUUACACUCAUAUCACAUUGGAUGGUACCUUUCUCAGAAGAAAGACAAGACCGUACUGCUGCACUAAGGGCCCUCGAUUUUAUGUUAGGAUGGUUUAUGGACCCUCUAACAGCCGGUGACUAUCCACAUACAAUGCGAACUCUUGUGGGAAAACGACUUCCUAAGUUCUCCAAAGAACAGUCCAAGAUGUUAAAAGGAUCAUUUGAUUUUCUCGGACUGAACUAUUACACCGCUAAUUAUGCAGCAUAUGCACCAAACUCCAAUAGUGUAAAUGCCAGUUUUUUAACAGAUUCUCAGGUUAACCUUACAACUAAGCGGAAUGGGGUUCCUAUCGGUGCUAUGGCUGCUUCAACUUGGCUUUUUGUUUAUCCAAGAGGCAUUUAUGAUAUUCUUCUCUACGUGAAGAAAAAAUAUAAUAAUCCUCUUAUUUAUAUCACGGAGAAUGGUAAUAGAAGUAGUAGGACUGAAUCACAACCACAAAAAUUUCCUUCUUUUCUAAUUCCAUGGCAUUGA
Molecule: messenger RNA, 1372 nt
Organism: Camellia sinensis
Lineage: Eukaryota; Viridiplantae; Streptophyta; Magnoliopsida; Ericales; Theaceae
Source: RefSeq, a predicted model, not a curated record